CCUGCUUGGCAACCAGGAGUCAGUUGGGCUGAGGCUCUGAGCUCCAACUGUCAGACGUGCUGAGGCUGAGGUGGAGGAGUUUGGGGCUGUGAGUGGUUUCCCUGAAGGCCAUGGAAUCCUCUGCGGGGCCCAGGAUUCCUUUGCCCAAAUACUGCAGUGUGGCCUCAACCCUGAAGUCCGCCUCCUGGGCUGGUGCUGCUCCCUGCUGGGACUUCUCCUUCACCUGCCCCUUUGCCAUCCAGGCACCCUGGCUCAGCCGGCACAUCCCCCUUACCAGAUAUACAUCUUACCACCCGUGUCUCCACAUUGCUGACUCUGCAUGGCAGGGGCCUGGCUGGUCGGGAAGAGUUGGAGAUGCUGCUGACACAUGGAUCCUCGCAAGAAGGGUACCGGAUGGCUUUUAUUACUGGGCUCAGAUAAAGGCUGCUCCAGAGUUGGAGAGACAGGGGGCCCUGCUUGUGGAAUUUGAGGUUCCCACUGCCACAGACCCAAAGCUGCCAGCCCAGCGGCAGAGUGUGGUCUUAGAAGAAGAUGUCAUUCAGUUCUUGCCGUGCGUAGAACACUCACCACGGCCAGGGGACAAGGUGCUUGCAGCCUGGGAUCCAGACCAGCAGCGGUAUGGCCCUGGCACGGUUCUCUUGGGCUUGGAGGCGAGAGACCCCCUGAGAGCAUCCAAAGGAGGAGGAAUUACUGUUCACUUCUGGAAUGGCAAGACAGCUACUGUGCCUCUGGGCCAGGUCAGGUGGGUGCCCCCAGCUGUGUGGAAGAAGGCUGUGGAGAGGCUGCACAAGCCUUUAACCAGGGAGCACCCCGGGCCCCUCCUCUGGGCCCCUUGCUGCUCUCCGCUGGGACCGGUAGCUGGAUGUGUCAUCAGCGGGCUUUCUCCAGGCGCUCUGUUCCUGUGCCCGCCCUGCCUCCCCCAGGCCUGCUGCCAGCUGCCGUACCAGACCUGCCUCUGCUACUGUCCCUGGGCAGGACCCACCUGGUGGCCUCUAGCCAGGACCUCAGGGGCCACAGCCACAGAACAUCCAGAGGUGGAACUAAAGCCCACAGCACAACUUUUGCCUCUGGAGGGUCCUGCAAAAGAGGAAGCAGUAGCAGUGCAAGCUCCCAUGGGUGUUUCUUCCUCUUCUUCCUCCUCUUCUUCUGAGGAAGAGGAUUUGGAGAACGAUCUGGAGAUGCGCCUCCCGCAGAGGCUGGCGGUGGACAGCACAGUCAACACAGACCCUAUUCUUCUUGAGAAGUCUCUGAGGAGGCAGGGUGCCCUCUGCCAGCCCGAGUGGAGGUAUUGGAGGAGAAACGGGCCUGAGCCCUGUCCUGGGAAGCCAGGUACAACACCUCCUGAGAUACCUGCUCCCUUCCCUCCCAUGUAUCUCUUAGGAAUCUCAUGCAUGUGUCCACUGUACUGGGAUUGGAAGUAACACUUAGGUGUGUGGCCAUGUUGAAGGGGAAGCUGGGACAAGAGGGAAAUAGUGGGUUUCCAUCUGAACAAUAAAACCCACUAAGAAAAGA
Molecule: messenger RNA, 1512 nt
Organism: Prionailurus viverrinus (fishing cat)
Lineage: Eukaryota; Metazoa; Chordata; Mammalia; Carnivora; Felidae
Gene: CD1H11orf16
Product: chromosome D1 C11orf16 homolog
Exons: 5
Coding region: 111-1421 (436 amino acids)
Source: RefSeq, a predicted model, not a curated record